GCUACGCCCUGGAGGCCAAAAGCCUGGCUGAGGGCUCUGCAGAGGGGGGGUGCUCGCCUCCUCCUGCACCCCGUCUCGUGUCGCCUGUUCUUACUGUGGAGGAGCCGGGUUUCGCCGCUGUGGAGCUGUGCCACCAUGGAGAAGACAACUGUCUGACUGCAAGUGAGGGAGAAAUGGAGGAGAUGAGUGGCCACUAUCCAGUCUGUGAGGACAUGCAGAGGAAGGAGCAAAGAUUACCAUUCCAGAUCUUCCCUGACCCCGUCGAGGUUGAUCUGGGCCCAGAGACCGCCUUGAACAGCCUCGACCACAACAGCGAGAAGGAGCGUCUGCCUUCCAUCGUUGUCGAGCCCACUGAGCUGAGCGAGGUGGAGAGUGGAGAGCUGCGCUGGCCUCCAGAGAACAUGGACAUGGAGGAGGAUGAAGAGGACCUGUUCUUGGAGCAGUGCAUUCCCCCGGCAAACAUUGCAGACUGGGGCGAAGAGGAAGAGGAAGAGGAAACAACAGUUCUACUGAACCCACAGCAGGGCUUGACACUCAUUGACCUUCAGUCAGAUGCAUUUAGAGAUGACACCCCCACACUUCCACCAAGCAGCGCUCCAGCCCUCAACUGACUCCACCUCUGACCAUUCUACGAG
Messenger RNA from Cheilinus undulatus (humphead wrasse), 635 nucleotides. It is a transcript of the gene lbhl, whose product is annotated as LBH regulator of WNT signaling pathway, like. The annotation marks the transcript as partial. Gene Ontology annotation, biological process: positive regulation of DNA-templated transcription. The record is from RefSeq and is a predicted model, not a curated record. Gene Ontology annotation, cellular component: nucleus. The transcript has 4 exons. Lineage: Eukaryota; Metazoa; Chordata; Actinopteri; Labriformes; Labridae.